CAGGUCCCAUACCUGUACUGCCUGCCUACACCAAAAUAGUAACUAUGUGCACAUACAAAUUCUUUUGUGGGAACAUUUUAUACUUUUGUGUGCAGUUUUUAAAAACUGUGUGCUCAGGUCAGAAUUAAUACAAAAUUUAGUUUAUUCACUCAAAAUUCUUGUUUUUGUGCGAGCGCACGAUCGGACUGCUUAGAGGGGUGCAACUAAAUGAUAAGGACACAUAUGUUGGAAACGAGUUUAUUUUUCAUUAUUUCCAUAGUUACAGCUUUUAUUGUCAUGCCAUUGUUUCAGAUAAUAUCACUUUGUGCAGUAUAGUUUAUACAGUCAUGCAGCUGCUUUAUAAUUCUUUAAGUGUAAUUGACCAGUUUUGUGUUUCCAUGGUUACAGCUUUCAUUGUGAUGUCAUCCGUUCCAGUAACAACUUUGUGUUUCCAUGGCUACAGCUUUCAUUGUGAUGUCAUCAGUUCUAGUAACAACUAGAACAAUGAAGUGUUUGAUAUUAUGGAAUGGUUUCCAUGGUUACAGCUUUGUGAUGUCAUUAGCUAAAGUAACAUCUUCUUGUGCAGUGCAGUGUUUGUCAUUAGUGUAGAAAUGGCAGGAGCAGAGAUGGAGCUGCUUUUGUUUUUUCUAACUAUUUUUCAUCUUUUUCAACAAUUUGAAACCUCUAAUCGAAUAAUUUGUGGAAACCGACCUUUGUAUGAAAGUUUUUACUGGUCCCAGGAAGUAAAUGGAGUGAGUACAGCACAAGGAAAAUGGCCCUGGUUAGUCAGUAUCCAGCAAAAGGAAGGAGAUAGAUAUGAACACAUCUGUGCAGGGAUCAUCCUCAACACACAGUGGGUUGUGACUGCUGCCCACUGCUUCAACAAUCUGAAUGGUGAGAACACAGCGAGCACGUUGCGGCUAGUGUUUGGAAUACGGACCGUAACGGCAGACAUACCCCAGAAUUUGGUCCGUAAACUUCAGAAGAUCAUUCGGCACGAAGAAUAUAAUCCGCAGAAUGCGCACAACGAUAUCGCCUUGAUACAAGUGGACAAACCUAUUGAAUUCAACAGCGAGUCUCAAGUCGCUUGUAUUCCCAUGCCGUCUGCUCAACUUCAGCACUUUACAGAGUGUUACAUUGCAGGAUGGGGUAGUCAUGAUGAAUCUGCGGAACCAGUGAGAAUCAUGCAGGAAGCAAAGGUUGAGCAAAUUGAUGCCAAAGUCUGCAAUGGCACCAAAUGGUAUAAAGGAAGAUUAGGAGAUUCUAACCUGUGUGCCAGCCAGAAGGCAGGGGCCACUUACAGCUGCCAGGGUGACAGUGCAGGUCCCCUGAUGUGCAAAGGCAGCAAAGCCCAACACUUCUCUGUGGUUGGGAUAGCAAGUUGGGGAUCAGGCUGCGGUGGAACUUAUUCCCCUGGAGUUUACACCUCUGUGCAGAAAUUAUUACCAUGGAUAAUUGAUAAGGUCAUCAGUGAGGAAAGAAAAAGCAAUCCUAUAGUAAUGAAAUCCAAUAUGAAUGGAAUUGUUCCCUAUGAAGACCCUCAAGAUGAUGUAACAAAGGAACCUGAGACAGUUCCAACCAUUCAAGGCUACAAACCUGUUAAGAAUCGUAGAAAACGCUUUGCCCUCCAUAAGCCUCAACAGAGUCCAUCAUUUCCCAUGGAGCGUGUAGAGCCUGACCUUAAAGUGGAAUCGCCCCACCAGGAAGUUCAGCCAAGUGAACGCAAGAAUGGGCUAAAGCAAAUCAUUAGUGUGGCCCGACAGUUUAUGAAAUCGGUGGUUCGUUCCUUGAAAUACCUGAAUUCUAAAAUCUCAUAACGCAGAGAGUUACAAUGAAUUCAAUGAAUUCAAGCUAAAUCUUGCAAUUGGGGCAUCCAGUGGUGUAACUGUAAGGGGUGCAGACCCCGUCUCCUUCAAAGAGAUGGAGCCCUGUAAAUCCUGCUCUGACUUGAGCCCCCCAUUCCUAUAUGUUUCCCGCGAUUCCCCAUUUCCACCUCCCUGUGCAUUUACAUAUAUUGAUGUUGCACAGGGGGGAGAGGAACGUGGGGCCUGUGGGUAUAUUUAGCCCAUAGGUGUGGGUGGUGGGUGGGCCCGCGGGUGAUGGGGGAGUUACACCACUGGGUGCACUGCUAACUUAAAGCAACAUAGCUUUAUACAGACCCAAGGAAUAUUAUGAUGGUUGAUACUGAGAAUCCCUAUAUGUCCCCCCCAUAUAACUUCUCAACUGUCCCCCCCCCAAAUCUUGUUUUAUAUUAAAAAAAUCAAUAAAUGUUUUGAUUCUGAAUAGAACAUUC
Molecule: messenger RNA, 2272 nt
Organism: Xenopus laevis (African clawed frog)
Lineage: Eukaryota; Metazoa; Chordata; Amphibia; Anura; Pipidae
Product: acrosin-like
Exons: 5
Coding region: 591-1796 (401 amino acids)
Source: RefSeq, a predicted model, not a curated record